AUGAUUUCAAGUUCUCCGGUCCUCCCACGCAGAGUGGUUGAGCUUCUCACUGUUGUGGUUUUGGUUCUUCUCUUCUUCCAGGUCAAGACACACUGGCCUCGAGAAAUUAACGAUAACGAACUGGCCAUCACUGGACCUGUACCUGAAGAACAAUACUUGGAACGACUUCGACAAAAGAUUGGUCUGUCGAAUCAGACCUCUUGGACUGCAUGGAAAGUCCGUACAUCAGAGCUGGACUCUGACCGACCGUCAGUCACAGAACUCGACACAGACUUUCAUUUAAAUCGACCCAAAGUUAUUGAUACCAAGGAACCCGAGAGGCGAAACCUGGUAGCUCGCCAGGAACUCAAUCUUCCUAUCUUUAAAGGACCACGACCCAGGCAGGUCGACGCAUCCGACUUUUUCUUCGCUAUUUCGACAAGUUUUGAUCGAGUCGUCAGAGAUGACUAUGCUGUUGCUAAAGAUUGGGCGAGGUGGAUGACCGGUGGAAACCAGCAUGGUAACGGAGCGAGUUUCAUGCUUGUUCUUGACCAAGGACAUCCCCAACAGGCGAGCAAACUGACUGAAGUUCUCAAGUCUUUUGGGAUUGAUGCUUUUGUUACUUACUCAGAAGGGGAUAUCUCUGCUGCGAAGAGAUACUUUAACAUGAUGGAGACGGUCAAGAAGCAUACUGCUAUUCUUGCCCAGAAGGGACAGAUGAAGAAGUGGUAUGCCAUUUUGGAUGAGGAGAUCUUUCUACCUAAUCUGUCUCAUCUUCAAGAGCGGCUAUACGCGUAUAACUCUGAGAAGGAGUUGUACGUUGGACUGCCCAGUGAGAGAGGAGAUUGGGCUAUUGGCGAAGGUUACAUGACUACCUACGGCGGAGGAGCCGUCUUUCUUACACGCUCUGCUGUGUCACGAAUUCCACAACUACCAUGCUUCAACGACGUAUCUCCCGAUCCCACCAGCAAACAGCGCUGGGACAAUCUUCUUCAAGAUUGCAUGGCGCAACAUACCAAGAUCAAGAUGCAUAUCCUUCCAAGCUUCUACUCCCCCAAAGACAAUGACGACUACUCUUCCCACUUGGAUAGUUACGAAACAGGCGUUCGACCACUAGCAUUACACGAUUACGGAGAACGCCACCAGCUUACACCCAGCCAAGCCCAUCUCGUCACCGACGUCUGCGGCGAGGCAUGUUUCCUCCAACGCUACCGCUUCCGCGACAACUGGGUUCUUGUCAACGGCUACACGAUAACAGAGUACCCCGACGGCAUUCAUCUGUCCGACAUGCCCGCCUCCACCGCUGGCAAACCAGACAGCAAGUGGCGCUCUCUCAUCGGACCUGUCAAACUCAAAGAGGACAAGGCUGAUAGAAAGAUGCUGUUCUGGACGGGUCGACGGAAUGUGUGGAAGUUGAUGGACUCUGUUACUACGCCUGGAGGUGAUGUUUGGCAGGCGUAUGUUAAGAGAGGUGCUUUGGAUGUGCCAGCUCUCAGAAAGAGAUGGGGUGAGGAGCAGGGUGAGACGAAGGAUAGUGUUAUUGUGCUUGUUUGGGAGGGAAAUGAGAAAUGA
Fusarium coffeatum is the source of this 1551-nucleotide messenger RNA. RefSeq lists its product as uncharacterized. Lineage: Eukaryota; Fungi; Ascomycota; Sordariomycetes; Hypocreales; Nectriaceae. The record is from RefSeq and is a predicted model, not a curated record. The transcript has a single exon. Bases 1 to 1551 code for a protein of 516 amino acids.